Molecule: messenger RNA, 3104 nt
Organism: Nymphaea colorata (pocket water lily)
Lineage: Eukaryota; Viridiplantae; Streptophyta; Magnoliopsida; Nymphaeales; Nymphaeaceae
Product: protein MLN51 homolog
Exons: 13
Coding region: 371-2473 (700 amino acids)
Biological process (GO): mRNA processing
Cellular component (GO): exon-exon junction complex
Molecular function (GO): mRNA binding
Source: RefSeq, a predicted model, not a curated record
UGCCGCCUUUUUAAUAGAUACGGAAAAGGGGUUACGAACACAAGUUUCUAGAUUUGUUAGCAGAAGCCCUAGAUCCGAAGGAGGACGAAUCGUCUGACUGUUGGCGACCGUUCAUCGGUCGAGAUCGUCACCAGAGGCAUCUUCCUACGAUCUGACGAAGAGUUGCUUUCAUUUGUUUUUCUUUUAUUUCUAUCUACUUUUUAUUCUUCUUCCUGUUCCUGGCGUCUCUGUUCGGUGUGAGGAUUAGGGUUUGAUGAGGUGUCGGAUUGUGGGUUCUUGAAUGAACUGUUAAUCAGGCCUUGAGGAGUCAGGGCUUUCUUUCUCAAGGAGGCAUUUCGGUUUUUUGGAGGAUAUUACAUUGGUGGGGGUGAUGGCGGUGGAGGGAGGCGAGCCGGAAUUGCCGCCAAAUCCUGCGGGGAUCUCUGUGCAGGACGAUGAUGAAGCCGAGUAUGAAAGCGAUUCCGAGGCCGUCGUGCCGUUGGCGCUUCGGCGGAGAGAGGCGAGCGACGAUGAAGACGGGGAGGAGGAGGAGGGCCGUCGGAGAAGGGAUCGGCGCGUUGCUGUAGAAUCGGAGGGGGAUUCCGACGCGGAGGGCAGGCCUGCUGCGUAUGAAGAGGAAGAGGAGGUGGAGUUGGAGGGAGAGGGGGAGGAACGGGAGGAGUUUGAGGAGGAGGAAUUGUUGGAGGAAGAGGACAUCGGAGAAGGAGAUGAUGUGGGAGAAGGGGUGGCUCAGGAAGUGACGCUUGUGGCUAGUAGGUCAGGCGAGGAAGGAUCGCGGGACAGGGAGAAUGAAGCCUCACCUGCAGAACAGGAUUUUCACGGAAAGAAUCGCGCAGCAGGUGCAGCUGAGGACAAGAAGGAGAAUGAACCGUUCGCCGUGCCUACUGCGGGGGCUUUUUACAUGCACGAUGAUAGGUUCCGUGAUAGUGGUGGGGCUCGCCAUAGGCGUAUUGCUGGUGGACGGAAGUUGUGGGAAUCCAAGGAUGAUAGGGCGUGGGUGCAUGAUAGGUUUGAAGAAAUGAAUAUGAAAGAGGAGCAAUACAAUGAGAAAAGAAGAGGUUCCAGAGGACAUUUUAGAGGACGUGGUAGAACUGGAGGAAGAGAACGGGGUUUUGCUCGAGGAACUGGACCUAGAUACUUUGAUGAAAAUAAGACCAACAGGACUCUCAAUCAACCACAGCGGAUUGUCAAAGGUAGAGGACCAAGGAAGUAUGAUCCUGCAAAGAACAAGAUGGAUACCCUGUCACCACGCGAUAAGCAGCCUGUGAGAUUGAAUGAUACAAAUGCAAGUACUGGUGGGGGGAGAUCAUCUCCAGCUACUCCUACUUUGCAACCUGAGAUGGUGCCUGCACGAAAACAUGUUUUUGCCUCAAGCUUAAAUUCUGCUUCUCCUCCCUUCUAUCCAUCUGGUCAAGAUAUUUCUUCUACACCAAAAAGGCAUAUACAAGCUGGAAAUGCUGGGAGAAGUACAACAAACUCUGCUAACUCUGUAGAUGAAAAUGGCAUGGGUUCAAACACUAAUAUAUCAAUGCGUGGAAAGGCAGUUGUUGAUUCUAUUGGGCAGGACGAGAUACAAGUUGACCAAUCUAUGCAUCCUGUUAUUGAGAAGGCAUUGCCUAAUGUCCAAGUGCAUGCAUCUGGAUCUUCUCCAUCUGUUAGUGGUGCUCAGUCUUCUCAAACCAAGGUUCAGGGAAAGGGGUUAGUAGUCUCUGGACAGAUGAAUUAUCCAGUUGCUCCGUCUUCUGGUACAAUGAACAGAAUUUCUACUCAAGCACCUGUUCCAGCUCAGCAAAGACUUGUUCAAGGUCAAUCAACUCUAAGGUCUUCUAUUCAGCAGCUGAGCCAGCGUCCUGGGAGUGGACCUCAGGAAUCAUCUUCAUCUCAAGUUUCAUCAGUUGCAAGCUUGCAUGAAGUUGAUGAAGUGGAAUCUCCCGAAGGUUCCAGUAAGUCUAAGCUUUCAUUCUCUGGAACGGGAAAAGUCGCUCCUCAAGGAAAUGGAAAGGCCUCCUUCCUGUAUGGUGGUGCACAGGUUAUUGGAUCCACAAAUGCAGAGGCAGGUGGCCGUGGUGAUCAAACCUUUCCUCCAACUCCUGCACUUUUGCCUGUUAUGCAAUUUGGGGGACAACACCAUGGUGGCCUUGGAGUUCCUGCUGUUGGCAUGGCAUUCCCUGGAUAUGUAGGGCAACCACAAGCAGGAUUUGGAAAUUCUGAGAUGACAUGGUUACCUGUUCUUGCUGGUGCUGCCGGAGCUCUAGGAGCCUCAUAUUGUUCUCCUUACUUUGCUUUUGAUGGUGGAUACUAUAAUCGCUCAUCAGGGCAAACAUCGUCGGCCAGUUCCUCAAGAGAUUCCACUUCUAGCAAGUCAGCUAACACAUGGAAAACUCCACACAAACCUGUAGAGGUAGUGAAUGAUGAAUUUGGCCAAAGGCAAAAUAAGCCCCGCAGAUAUUCUGAAAUGAACUUUGGCCAGUGAGCUACAUAAUACGAGUGCUUUGGAAUAAAAAUGUGAAGGUUCUGUAGGGUUCUCUAUCGGCCCUUGGUGGUGCAUGGCUUUAUCCAGGACCACUUUGGGCAGUAUCACUACUGAAACUAUUAUAGAGUGAACUGAAAACUUGCUUGGCCAUCGUUCAUCAAUGUGUUGCCACGGUCAGACUAUUUCUGUAUCAAAUGUGGACAAUCAGAUUUCUUCCAUUGCAUUAUGCCGUCCAACCUUUUACAGUGUGUGCAGAGUCAGUUAUCGUACAUCUGCAGUGGCUGAUACGUGUAUCGUUUCUAGCUGCAUGGGUGGUCAUUUCUGUUGCCGGGUUUGGCUUGUGAUUCACUGAAGUUUGUGCAAAGACGUGGGUGUAACUUCCGUUCUCUCUCUCUCACUGUAUCUCUUGUUCUUUUCUUUGAUAUAACCUCUCCCAAUACUGAAUGCCAAGAAGCAUUUCCAUUGUUAUGUCUAUUUAACAGCAAGUAUUUGAGUUUACUAUCUCUUCUGAUGUUGAGGUGGCUGGUUGUUGGAGAUUUUCUUUUCCAGUUCUAACUCGCCGGGGAUCCACCGAUUCUGUGCUGCGUGUUCCACGUUAAAUUUUGAAUAAAAAGAUGUAUAAUCUUGUUUA